UCUCCGUGUCUCACUUACCACAACCCCGUCCAGGGCAGCACCCGAAACUAAGGCAUCUGCGGGCAAAACCGGCGAGCUGCAAGCCUCCGCACCCAGCAGCCCAUCGCCAGGGUAACCAGGCCGCCGAGCCCCUCCCUCCCCACGCCGGGCGCCUGCGGGCUCCUCGUCACGUGACUUGCCUGGUUGGUCACGUGGUGCGCCGGGUCCUCCCAUUCCAGCCUGAAAGGGGGGGACCAGAAACGGGAGGCGUUGCUGCUGCAACACUGCGCCCCGGUUACAAGGGUCCUAAGGGGCUUCUGAGGGGCUGCUUCGGCCUCACACACCGCCUGCCCCUUCCGGAGAUCAGGGAGGGCCUGGAGGCGCCCCGCGAUCCCCGGCGGACCCCCCGGCGCGAUGGUUGGGGCCUGAGGCCACGCCCCCUUGGCGGCGCUCCCGGCGGCCCGUCCUCCACGGCGCGAGUCCGGGUCCAGCUUGCUCUCCCCGGGCGCAUCUGGGCCUUCCUCUCGCCGCCUUCCCGCUCCGCCCGCAGCUAGGCGAUCCCCGACCCCCUUCUUCAUGGCGUCGCUUCUGUGCUGUGGGCCCAAGCUGGCCGCCUGCGGCAUCGUCCUCAGCGCCUGGGGGGUGAUCAUGUUGAUCAUGCUCGGAAUCUUUUUCAAUGUCCAUUCGGCCGUGCUGAUCGAAGACGUCCCUUUCACCGAGAAAGAUUUUGAGAAGGACCCCCAGAAGAUAUAUGACCUGUACGAGCGAGUCAGCUACAACUGCUUCAUCGCCGCGGGCCUCUACCUCCUGCUCGGAGGCUUCUCUUUCUGCCAAGUCCGGCUCAACAAGCGCAAGGAGUACAUGGUGCGCUAGCGCUCCGCCGGCCCCCCGUCCGCCCCCCUCUAGUUAACUAAAGACUCUCCCCAGGGGCCAGCGUCCGGGCCCCGCGCGGGGAGGCUGGGGUCGGCCGUCCUCGGUCCCUCCACAAUAAAGCGGAACUGCCCUCCUGA
Molecule: messenger RNA, 989 nt
Organism: Enhydra lutris kenyoni (northern sea otter)
Lineage: Eukaryota; Metazoa; Chordata; Mammalia; Carnivora; Mustelidae
Product: ribonuclease K
Exons: 3
Coding region: 556-852 (98 amino acids)
Molecular function (GO): RNA endonuclease activity
Source: RefSeq, a predicted model, not a curated record